Thunnus maccoyii (southern bluefin tuna) is the source of this 2397-nucleotide messenger RNA. It is a transcript of the gene fam177a1a, whose product is annotated as family with sequence similarity 177 member A1. The record is from RefSeq and is a predicted model, not a curated record. NCBI's taxonomy places the organism in Eukaryota, Metazoa, Chordata, Actinopteri, Scombriformes, Scombridae. The transcript has 5 exons. Bases 66 to 710 code for a protein of 214 amino acids.
AGAAGAAGAAGAAGGAAGUGCUGUCAGAACAACAAGCCCGUCGUUAGACUGAAGGAGCGACUGAGAUGUCAGAUUUGUCGUUGUAUUUAACUAAUGUCAACGUUUCCCUGGGGCAAACUAUGGAAACUGAAAAGGGUCCAGGAGGGGAGCCAGGCUUCGAGACCGUGGAUAUGGGCGACUCUGCGGGCAGGCAGGGGAGGGUGAAGGUUCCCCGCAGGAUUGUCUACUUUGCCAGUGGAGAGACUAUGGAGGAGUACAGCACCGAUGAAGAGGAGGAAGAGGAGGAGCCCAUGAAGAAAGAUGUCAUCCCAGUAGAUCCGUCCAAACUGACCUGGGGCCCAUAUUUCUGGUUCCACAUGUGGAGAAUGGCUACCUCCACUAUCACAGUGUGUGACUACAUGGGAGAGAGACUGGCCUCUCUCUUCGGCAUCACUACUCCUAAAUACCAGUACGCUAUCGAUGAGUACUACCGUAUGAAGAAAGAGGAGGAGGAGGAAGAGGAGGAGGAUCGUCUGGCUGAGGAGGCGGAGCGUCGAUUUGUGGAGCAGCGCAGGGGCGAGCAGGAUGAUCCUACUGCUCCUCAUCCUGCUACUGUGGAGCAGCCAGAAGCAUCCGGAGCCUCCUUUGUAAACAUAAGCUUUGAGCUCCAACCAGAAUCUCCUCUCAACACUCCAGACACCAACAGAGUCCCUUCUCCUCUCCCCUCCUGAAAUCUCAGAGACAAACUCUCUAACAUCCACACAUUUCUAUCAGCUGACAGAACCUUAAUUUACUUAGUUGUAUAGAUUAAUAAUAUUGUUAUUUUUCUAUGUUUUUAUUUUGUCAAAAGAGGUCUUAGUACUCAGUGCAGGGAAAAAUGAUAAGGGCUGUGCAUAUGGCUGCAUUGGCCUUACCUUUACCUGAAUGUAAAUUUGUGUAUAGCGUGUAGUUGUAUGCAAGACUGAGGAAUAUCAUUUAACUAUUUGUAGACGAGGACAACAGCCAGCUGGACUCAACCCAGUUGAGUCAGUCGGCUGCAUUCAUGGGCUAAGUGGAAACGCUUUCAAUCCUCCUAAUCUAUAUAUGCAAAUAACUUAUUUCAUAAACAACCAGAUUUGUAAUGGCGUGGCCUGUUAAUGGCGCUGCCUUGUAUUCAUUUCCGCUCUCAGUCUCAGUUCUGUGAUUCUUGUCUCUGACAUUGUUGUCCAGAUCUGAUAUGUGCAUUUGCAAGGUGUAAAAGAGCUGGAUAGUUUUUGACCUACAAACUAUAAAGAUAAGCAGGAAGUGAUAAACUCAGUCACCAGAGCUGGUGUAUUUUUAGUUUACACUGGGAUCGUAUUCUACUCUCCAGCUCAGCCUGUCGUUGCCAUACUGUCAUCUCUGUUAUUUAGAAAUAUAAAGUGAAGCCUUAAAGUUUCAAAUAUUGGAAAGAGGAGCAGAUGACAAUGUAUCUUAUACUAAUAUACAAUAUACAGUAUGUGUACUUUCUGUUUUUAAACAUUAUCUAACUUGACAAGAUUACAACAUCUGCUUAGAGAAACAACAGAUAUACCAGUUUUGAGUCUUUUGAGUUUCAAGUUCAUCAAAUAUGACAACUGUGCUGCCUCUGCCUUCUAAUGGUCAUCAACGCUUUCUCAAUGCUACUGUACCUCCCUGCUGUUUGACAUGGACAUGUAAUAAUAUCUGGACUCAUUUACCUUAGAUUACUAUCGCAGGGUCAGAAUAAGGGCUGGUUAAAACAAGAGAUAAUUCAGUAGGUGUGAUGUUUGGUAGCAGUAGUAGUCAAUCACAGGCUUCUCUUCUCUGUGAUGAUAUUUGACAAACAGAAACAACUCACAUAAAAGUUGUUACUGAUUGUUUUUGGUAGGAAGUGCAAAUUUUCAGCCAACAUUGUUUAAGUAAUAAAACUAAUCCAGUGCGAAUCUUUGAAAAUGUAUCUGUGCUCCAAUUCACUGAUGACUAAUGAUCCACAUCGCCCACCCACAGUGGUACAACCUUCAUGUGUUGAAGGUUCAUUCUUUAAGUGUCCUUGUGGAGCAGGCUGGCAGCUGUGACUGAGCUGUCAUAAGCUUCUUAUUCAUUAUUUUUAUCCACCGAUGCGGUUGUGUGGUGUAAUUACAGACCUCAUCAGAGAGCAGAGCUGAAGGGUUUAGUCAGGAGUAAACAAGAAGCACAGACAUUGUGGCCUUCUGGUUUCUCUUAGUAAUUCAUAAGAAAUUACACGCAGCUCUUUAAAAAAAUGAUCCAUUUCAAGAAGAGAUCUUAAAAUGGGCUUUAAACAUGUUUCAGCACCUUAGUUAAAUGAAGGGCAGCAUAUGCAAAAAUGUUUAGUUAUUUUAACUGACAUCUUAAAUUGUAAUGUAUAUAUGUAUUUAUAUUUUCUGUGCAUUAAUAAAACCUUGAUACAUUUAAAAGGUU